Panicum virgatum (switchgrass) is the source of this 1613-nucleotide messenger RNA. Its product is annotated as probable membrane-associated kinase regulator 4. The record is from RefSeq and is a predicted model, not a curated record. Lineage: Eukaryota; Viridiplantae; Streptophyta; Magnoliopsida; Poales; Poaceae. Gene Ontology annotation, molecular function: kinase inhibitor activity. Gene Ontology annotation, cellular component: plasma membrane. The transcript has a single exon. Bases 382 to 1497 code for a protein of 371 amino acids.
AGCUUCAGUGAUGGAAAGAGGAGAUGCAUGCCAAGGAAGGAACAGGUAAAAUAACCUAAUCACGUAAAAGCAUUGCAGCCACAUAUAGAUCAAUAAUAGAGAAAACAGUUACUCCACACCAGAAUACUGCAUUACAUAUAGCCGCGACAGAAAGAGAAUUAGAUGUAGACAAAAGGUGGAUCAUAGGGGCACAGGUAGCGGGUCCCUUGUAAGAAGUAUAAGCCAAUUUAUAAACGUCUAUAGCUAACGGGACAGGAAUUCUUCUUUAAAGCAUGCCAAAACCUCUUCCACUUCUUUCCUAAAACGCAACCACCCCCUCUGCCAAGACCAACCCAAACCAGAAAACACGACUCACCAAACUCGUAAGGUGAGGCAAGAACAAUGGCAAAACUUAGCCCCCAAAACCAUGACCAACCACUCCAAGAAGAUGACUACAUAGAUAUGGAUUUGAGCUCACCAGCAGCAGAUGCGGCCACCACCAAGGCAAGUUUGUACUGCUACAGCACCGCUAUGGCAACCUCCCCACAACACUCGCGAGAGUUUGAAUUCCACAUGCCAGCUCCACUUGACCAGUGGGAGCCCGUGGCAUCCCCAGCAGAUGAGCUCUUCUACAAGGGCAAGCUGCUACCACUCCAUCUUCCACCACGCAUUCAGAUGGUUGAGAAGCUCCUUGAGAGUGCAGCUGAAAAGGGAUUACUCUCAGCAAGCACUGCCCCAGCAACACCAUACCAGUCAUGCAAUGCAUCGGCAGCAAAUUCAUGUUAUGCCAGUGGUGAGCUCAAUGCGGAGUACUACUUCCAUGAGUGCAUAUCCGCUGGUAGUGAUGCUGCCGAGGAGGCAGCAGCCUGUGAGAAGAAGCCAUGGUCGAAGAAGCUCAAGUUCAUCAGGCAUCUUAACCUUGGUCUCAAGCUCAAGGCGUCAAAAGCUUACUUGAAGACAAUAUUUGCCACUAAAGGAGGGAAUCCAGAUGACAAGAAUGGUGUACCUAGAGCAGAUGAGCUGUCGAAUUCACAGUUCAAGACCUGGAGGAAGAACCCAAUUAGCCAUAUCAGAAGCAACAGGUACAUAGCCUCACCCGUCAGCAACAGAACCACACUAGGUACCAAGCUUAGAGAGGAUGAGUGCGGCCAUAGAAGAUCCUUCUCCAGCGUCAUUAUCCGAUAUUCAUCACCAAACAAGCCAUCCUCAGUUUCAUCAUCAUCAUGCUCUUCAUCAAAUUCAUCCUCCUUCUCCAUUCCAAGCUCAAAUGACUCCAGUGUAGGACCGGUGCUGAGGAGGAGCAGCAGUGCAAGUUCAGAGAUGGACAAUCCAAUUCAGGGUGCAAUAGCAUACUGCAAAAAGUCACAACAGCUGGCCUCAGUGAGGAAAAGUGCAAGUGAUGCAGGUUUCCGGUUCAUGUCAUCAUCAACAUCAAAAAUAGCAGCAGAAUCUGAAGACACAGAUGGUAUAUUUGAUAUUAGCCGAAAUAUCAAUGUAAAUUCAAUGUUUCCCCAAUAAUUCUGUACUCUUUUCAUCUUGAUCUUUCUGCAGAUAUGAUAUAUAUUUCAUAUUAUGACAUUAAAAAAAACGAUGUAACCAUUUUCUGUUUAAGGACAAAAAGUUUUAAUAUGCAA